UUAACAACUGGUUGGUGGGAAAAAUAAUUUGUAAAAUUAACAAAAAGUUUUUCAGAAAUCAGGCGAAAAUGGAUAAAUUACGUGCCGUUAUUUUUGAUCGUGUUGGCCUCAGUACGAAAGACUCAUUCGAUUUAUUAUACCUAAAUUGGUGGCUGAACGGCAACACGAGUUGGAAGCCACAUCGCCUUGGGCACAUAUUGCAUAUGACCAUAUGCUGGUGUUUGAAGUUUUUCGCGCCGGUAACCUACUUCAAGGGCUUCUUAAUUGCCUUAUCUACUUCGACAAUAACAACAGCAUUAUAUAAUUUACAAGCAACUCUAGAUGUAAUGGUUGCACCCUUCAAGGCGGUGGUCAUUGCAAAACACAUGCAUCGCUUACGCACUCUAACGGAGGUAUUCAAUCGAUUGGAUGAUCGCUACCACAAUCCCAGGGAACGCGCACAAAUAGAUGAAGGAGUAAUCAUUUGCCGACAAAUAAUCUGUUUUUAUUGUGCAGUUUAUUCAGGUUAUGCCGUCAUGACCUGGUUGGGUGCGUUGAUUGCCGGUAAAAUGCCGCAUUAUUUGUGGUUUCCAUACUUCGACUCUAUACCAAACGAAACGCUACGUUAUUGGUUACAGUUCACGUUUGAGGCACUUUUUAUCCAUUUCAUGUUAAAUGUCAGCUAUACAAAUGAUGUGUUUCCGGUGAUUUAUAUGCGCGCCUUACGCACCCAUGUUAAGCUGUUGGCUGAGCGUGUUAGUCGCGUGGGCAGUAAUCCCGAACUUAGCGCUGAAGAGCAUCAUAGGGAACUUGUCGAUUGUAUUGUAGCGCAUCGGGAAAUAUUGUAUAUCGUGGAUGUCGUUGGUGCUAUCACUUCUUUAACAAUAUUCCUGCAAUUCGCCAUGGCCGCUGCUACUCUCUGCGCCUGUAUGUUGAAUGUUUUAAUAUUCGCAGAGAGGAUUGGUCAGAUUAUCACGAUUAUUUACUACAUGGGCGUUUUGCUGCAGACUGGCGGCUCCUGCUAUCAAGCAUCGAUGCUGGAGGCAGAAAGUUCAAGCUUGGCCACGGCAAUAUUCCAUUGCAACUGGUUGAAUUUGGAUAAACGUUCUCGUACAUUACUUGUGUAUUUCAUGCAACGCGCUCAGGAGGACAUCGCCUUCACUGCAUUGAAACUGUUUCAAAUUAAUUUGAAAACUAAUUUGUCGUUGGCUAAAUUUUCCUUCACGUUGUAUACGUUUAUGAACGAGAUGGGUCUGGGAAAUGACUUGGCUAAAAGUCAAUCUUGAGCUUAAACGAAAAAAUCCUAAAGGAAUAUUACACUUUGCUCCUGAAGAGUUAAUAUAUAAUUUUUUUUUUAAUUAGAGUGCACAAACAUUUAAUAGAUUUUUUUAGGCUG
Molecule: messenger RNA, 1375 nt
Organism: Ceratitis capitata (Mediterranean fruit fly)
Lineage: Eukaryota; Metazoa; Arthropoda; Insecta; Diptera; Tephritidae
Product: odorant receptor 7a
Exons: 4
Coding region: 69-1265 (398 amino acids)
Biological process (GO): sensory perception of smell; detection of chemical stimulus involved in sensory perception of smell
Cellular component (GO): plasma membrane
Molecular function (GO): olfactory receptor activity; odorant binding
Source: RefSeq, a predicted model, not a curated record